GUUGAUAAAAUAUUUGCCCUUGUUUAUUUUCCUGUGAUAAAUAUUUUAAUUUAUUAUUUAAAAAUCAGAAUUGAUCAUAACUGUUUAUACAUGUGAAUAUAAUCAUCAUUUCGAAUUAAUAUCCUGUAUUUGCUCAAGAUAUUUUUCACAAUUGCAAAAUGAAUGAUGGGAGUUCCAAAAAGAUUCUAUUUAACAAAUCUACACUGUUUAGUUUAAAAGCUGAGCUACUGAGAAAGCAAGAGGAAGUUAAUGAGAAAAGGCGGCUGCCACAGCACAAGAUAGAAAACUUCAAACCGCCGCCUGCUCGAGAGAAAGAGAAAGAUCAGGACAAAGAUACAAAAACAGCAUAUAAGAAAACUUUCAAAGAUAGUUUACAAGCAGUUGAUACUGAGGAACUUGAAGCUUGUCGGAAGGCAAAGUUAGCUUUAGAGAAGAAAGCGGAGUUGUACGAGCAUUUGUCCGAUGGAGCUGGGAACUCACAGCUGGCCAGCCGGUUUCUUGUGGACUUCAAUACUAAGAAACAACAGGAGCCUGAGAAGCCAGUGGAAGUUCCCCCUGAGCAACCUACUCAAAAUAGUGCUAAUGAUGAUGAUGAAUGGACUGAAUUCACAGACUGUCUUGGCCGAACACGAAAAUGUCACAAAUCUGACAUUAGUUUGUUUUUGAAGAGAGACGCUGAACUUAUGAGAGCAAUAAACAAAGAUAAACCUACAUCUAGUCAGGAGGAAGUCAGCAAACCAGAGGAGCCGAGUGUACCAGAGAAAGAAAAGCCAUUGUUGGUUCAAACUACGAAUGAGUAUUUGCAAUCAUUACGUGAGAAAUGGGAGGAGAAAGAAAGGGAAUUGCUGGCUAAAGACAAGGAUAUUCACUAUCAAGACUUGUUGUUUGAUGAGGCGCGUAUCCACGGUGUUGGAUACUAUUCAUUCAGUACCGAUGAGACUGAGCGUCGGAAACAGAUGGAAGAGCUGAUCAAGCGUCGCGAGGAAACCCUGAAGGCACAACAAGAGGCUGAACAAGUUCGCAAGAAGAGGGACGAGUUGAUUGCUGCGAGGGUAGCUGCUGCGAGGGCCCGGCAGAGGGCCAGGGCUGGACUACCACCGGAGGAGCCUAAAGAUAAUCAAAAAGACUUCACUACCUGCUUACUAGAGUUCUUAACACAGCAGAAGAACGAAGCAGACGCUAAAGCGAAAGAAAAAGAGAAUAAACUGAAAAUGGAACAAGAAAAAGAGAGGCAGAAAUUACGAGAAGCGUAUGUUCGUGAAUGGGAUAUAGGGAAAGAUGGUGUUGAUGGCAAGGUUAAGAAAUUCAGGGAGAUGACGCAAGAAGAGUAUGUCGAACAACAAAGAGAUAAGAGGAUUAAUGAAUUUGCGCCAACACAAGCUUCCACAUCUGGUAUUGCUGUAUUUGACGACAAAGGAAAUAUGGUUGGUAAUAAAGACCCACCUGCUACAAAAACUUGGGCAGAUGUUAGACCUCGAGUUAAGACGCCACCACCGCCAGAAAUUGGAGACGUAAGUGAAAUAACAAAAGGGCUGUAUUUCUCAUCUGCCUCCAAUAAGGAGGAAAGACCAGUUAAAUAUAGGAACUUUGUCAGAGCCCAAGAACCUACGCCUAUUAUAGAUGAAUUAGAAGAUGCAAAUCCUGCUCCUGAAGAAACUAGUACAGAAAAGAGGAAACAUGAUUCCGUUGGUGUAGAAGUUCCGCCUCCUCCAACAUUUGAAUAUUAUGGACCAACCAUAAAGCAAACGAAGUUCGAUAAACCUUUUGAAUCAGAUAUAAGGGAAGCAUACAGCCAAGGAGCAAAGAGUUUGGAAACCAAGUCGAGUGGUAGACAGUUGCCAAAACAUUACGACUUUACCUUUGAUUAAUUUGAGACAGUAAAUAAAACAAUACAAAGUUA
Messenger RNA from Helicoverpa zea (corn earworm), 1900 nucleotides. RefSeq names its product coiled-coil domain-containing protein 174. Bases 159 to 1868 code for a protein of 569 amino acids. The record is from RefSeq and is a predicted model, not a curated record. The transcript is spliced from 7 exons. Lineage: Eukaryota; Metazoa; Arthropoda; Insecta; Lepidoptera; Noctuidae. Gene Ontology annotation, cellular component: nucleus.